Xenia sp. Carnegie-2017 is the source of this 1985-nucleotide messenger RNA. RefSeq lists its product as uncharacterized. NCBI's taxonomy places the organism in Eukaryota, Metazoa, Cnidaria, Anthozoa, Malacalcyonacea, Xeniidae. The coding region runs from base 1 to 1725 and encodes 574 amino acids. The transcript has 16 exons. The record is from RefSeq and is a predicted model, not a curated record. Gene Ontology annotation, molecular function: ATP binding.
AUGUACGUUGUUCAUGUUCAGCUAAACACGUCCGGUCUAGACUCGCUCCGUCUGCCACCUUAUGUUCAAAGUUAUGCUUUGACAAAUGAAACACGGAUCAGAAAUCCACAAUCUAUCCGUGUCAAAAAUCUCGUAAAUGGGUUUCAGUACAGAUUUCGUGUUGCAGCUAUUGGUCUGGAUGGAACGGCAAUUAUGUUUGGGGAGUGGACGCCAUGGUAUUCGACAAGUGAAUUUUGCAAGCGAACGUAUGGUCUUGUCUCACGAAGAAAAAUUUUGUUUGGACCACUAAAGAAAGUGAACAUUACCUUUCCAUGUGCCGUUGGACAAAUGUCAAUGAGUGUGUCCUUAAAAGUUCAAGGAAGGUUACCUGUGGUGUUGGAUGCUACUUUGCAUUGGCAAUAUCCUACCAAUAUCUCAGCCCUUAAAGGCGACACAAUCCAAGUCAUCGUGAGCCAACUUCAAGACGAUGAUAAGGACAGGAAUGAGUUGUGUUCAUACUAUCACGAAGACAGUUUUUCAAAUGAAUUUCCUUAUCAAGUAAAAAAAUCGAUUCACUUCGGUUGUACAUAUUCUGUCAAGUUUUCUGUAAAAGACGCCGCUACAAAUAGCUUCGAAUCGACGACAAUUUUCAGAAUUCCAGAAUGUCUGCAAAAUGUAUCAUCUUGUCCUGUACCAAAAACUACACGAACGAAUAACACAUCAACUGUCAUAUCAGAAAAAAUAUCUCUCAACAAUAAAACAAACUCGUCCUUCGAUGUUGAAGUUACAUGGAAUGCUGAGAGAUGGAUUAAGAUGGAAACAAUAGAUUUUUAUCGCUUGACGAUAGAAGAAAGGCAAGACCAUUCCAACUUUAGGACAAGCAGGGUUUCUGCAAAUGAAAAUAUUAACAACUAUCAAGUUGACUUGAAAGACCUGUCAGAAGGAGAAUACAGACUUGAGAUCGAGGCCUAUCACGGAAUCAACUGUCUCCAUGACAUCAUCCAGCAAAAGUUUCUCCAAAUAAGAAGACCUUGCGGAGAAGGCUGCAUGGAAAACGCAACGUGCUUGCCAGCAAAUGUUUUUGAUGGAACUGCAGUCUGCAAGUGUAAGGACGGUUUUACUGGCGACGGUAAAACAUGCAAAGUAAGAAGACCUUGCGGAGAAGGCUGCAUGGAAAACGCAACGUGCUUGCCAGCAAAUGUUUUUGAUGGAACUGCAGUCUGCAAGUGUAAGGACGGUUUUACUGGCGAUGGUAAAACAUGCAAAGAGAUUGUGUUUACGGCGUCUAAUAAGAAAAAAGAAGAUGAUAGCAAACUUCUCCCUAUUCUUUUACCGAUAUUGGCCAUAGCUUUGAUAACAGCAUUGAUUUUGGUAGCGUUUGCAUGGAGAUUAAAGAGGAAAAAAGAGAUGGUGUUGGAAGCAUUUCAAAAUAAUCAAUCUGGGAUUCCACCAUCAGAAUCCAACUCUCACCUAUACCACUAUUUUCCACCACGUUCCAAUCUCGGUGAUGGUUCGCUAAAAGUAAAUCAAGUUGAUCUGAACGAUAAGGAAGUCAAUCUCAUAUAUGUUCCUCAGGAAAUUCAACAUGCCAUAUCUAAUGGUCUCACCGAUGGUUACGAAUUCAACGCCGAACAAAUCAAGUUUGAAGAAUGUCUUGGCAAGGGUGCGUUCGGUUUCGUUCAUCGAGCGAGAGCCCUUGGAAUAACCGCUGAACCAGAGUGGACGCUGGUUGCGGUAAAACUCUAAACGAACCUGUCACGGAAAAAUCUGCGGAAGACUUUAUCGGUGAAAUAGAGCUGAUGAAAAAGCUUGGAGAACACGAAAAUGUUAUAGAAAUGCUUGGCUGCUGUACAUUGACGUUGCCCAUUUGCUUGAUAAUAGAGUAUGCACCACACGGUAACCUGCUGGAUUACAUUAAAGCUGUGAAAGCAAAGUUAUCGAACCAGAACCCUCCAGAGAACGAUCAAAAGGAAGACGCCGAAGAGCUGUCAUUGGCAGGCAAAGAG